AUGGCGCCCUCAUGGCUCAGUGACUUGCGCCGCCUGAACCGCAAUAACCUCGCAACUGUUCGCGCGGCGCCAUGGGCCGAGAUCUCAGGGUCUCUUGGCGAUCUGGGCACUCUGCUGCCGCUCAUGAUCGCCCUCGCCGCCCAAGGGUCCAUCCAUCUCGGCACCACCCUCGUGUUUACGGGGUUGUUUAACAUCCUCACCGGUGUCUUUUAUGGCAUCCCUCUCCCAGUUCAGCCGAUGAAGGCUAUUGCCUCGGCAGCCAUCUCGAAUGGCUCUGCCAUGAGUACAGUAACCGCUGCUGGACGGUGGGUUGGCGCAGCCGUCUUCAUCAUGAGCGUCACCGGCCUCUUGCGAUGGGUCGUGCGUGUUGUUCCUAUCCCUGUGGUCAAGGGCAUCCAGCUGGGAGCUGGUCUCUCGUUGAUUCUCGGUGCUGGUUCGUCGCUGCUUCAACCUCUUCACUGGGUUCAUCCGGCUCUUGACAACCGCAUCUGGGCCUUGGUUGCUUUUCUUGCUCUCGUCGGUACCCAGAAGCUAUCUCGCUUCCCCUAUGCGUUGCUGUUCUUCGUUGUCGCCCUGCUGUUGGCCUUUGUCCAGGUUCUCAUGUCUCAACAGAGUCUGCCGUGGUUCCAUGUGUGGCAUCCUGAGUUUGUCAUGCCUGGGAGGGAUGAUUCACCUGCAUUGUGGAUGGCCAUCGGUCAGCUACCCCUGACGACGCUCAACUCUAUCAUCGCUGUCAGCGCACUAUCCCAGGAUCUUCUACCCGAUAUCCCUACGCCUUCGGUGGGCUCUAUCGGAAUCAGCGUGGCCUUGAUGAAUCUCACAAGCACAUGGUUCGGAGGCAUGCCCGUCUGUCAUGGUGCCGGGGGCUUGGCCGCGCAGUACCGAUUUGGGGCUCGAAGCGGAGCCAGUAUCAUCAUGCUCGGCCUUUUCAAGCUGAUCAUGGGCCUUGUUUUUGGUGAAACUCUGGUCGACCUCUUGCGGUACUAUCCCAAGAGCCUCCUCGGCAUCAUGGUUAUAGCGGCCGGCCUCGAACUGGCCAAGGUUGGCCAGAGCCUCAACCAAGGGGCUUCCGAUUUGUGGCAGACUGCUGCGCAACAAGAUGUUCGCCAACACCGUGACCUUUCAGACGAGGAGCGCACCGAGAGAUGGACCGUCAUGCUCAUGACGACUGCUGGAAUCCUGGCCUUCCGGAACGAUGGUGUCGGGUUCCUGGCGGGCAUGCUCUGUCAUGGGGCGUACCGGCUCUCUGAACGAUUGGCAAAGUGGCACUCACGUCGAGGAAUCUUUCCAACUGAGCGUGACCCGCUUCUUCAUUGA
Fusarium keratoplasticum is the source of this 1317-nucleotide messenger RNA. RefSeq lists its product as uncharacterized. The coding region runs from base 1 to 1317 and encodes 438 amino acids. Gene Ontology annotation, biological process: molybdate ion transport. Lineage: Eukaryota; Fungi; Ascomycota; Sordariomycetes; Hypocreales; Nectriaceae. Gene Ontology annotation, molecular function: molybdate ion transmembrane transporter activity. The record is from RefSeq and is a predicted model, not a curated record. The transcript is spliced from 2 exons.